CUGGACUGGAAAACUGAGCCUCAACUUUAGCCCAUACUCUUUGGGCAAUAUUAACAUUUAUUAAUUCAAGUUGGAACUUAUUAUUAAUAAUAAUAAAAAACAAAUAACAGUUUUCUCCAUCAAAGGUGAUGGGUGUAUUGAAAAAUGAUUUAAAGACACUUGUCAUACGGAAUUAAUCAUUGAUCAUUUAGUCCAAUGUUUCUCUUGUCACAAUGAAUCGAACAUCUUGUUUGCUGCUUCAGAGGUUUGUAACAUUACCUCGUGGUUCGAUCUUUCGAAAAUUUGAGGGGCCAUCAAGGAGAUAUUUCUCCAGCAAAGAGAAGAAUGCGGGAGAGGAAAUUUGUAACAUCGGAACGAUUGGUCAUGUAGAUCAUGGCAAAACAACAUUAACAGCGGCAAUAACGAAAGUAUUAUCUGAAGAAUUAAAAACUUGCAAAUAUGUACCAUUUGAUGAGAUUGAUAGAGCCCCCGAGGAGAAAGCAAGGGGCAUUACGAUAAAUAUUGCACACGUUGGUUAUUCAACAAAAUUGAGAAGAUAUGCUCAUACAGAUUGCCCUGGUCAUGCUGAUUUUAUCAAAAAUAUGAUUAGCGGAGCAUCACAAAUGGAUGGAGCAAUUUUGGUCGUGGCUUCUGAUGAUGGGACUAUGCCACAGACUCGAGAACAUCUUUAUUUAGCUAAACAAUUGGGUGUUAAUCACAUUGUUGUCUUUAUUAAUAAGGCGGACCUGGUGGAUGAAGAAUUAUUAGACCUGGUGGAAAUUGAAGUCAGAGAGCUCUUAACCAAUACUGGUUUCGAUGGAUGUGCCACCCCAGUUGUUAGGGGCUCAGCAUUAUCGGCCCUCAACAGCGAAAAAUCUCAUUACGGUGUCGAUUCAAUUAAGAGAUUGAUGGAUGCUGUUGACAAUUAUGUGCCUACACCAGUCAGAGAUUACAAAUCACCAUUUCUGUUACCAAUUGACAAUAUCUUCAAUGUACCCGGGAGAGGAACUGUUGUUGUUGGAACUCUCAAAAGGGGAAUAAUAAAGAAAAACGAUAGUGCCGAUUUACUCGGUUUCAAUAAUGAUGCAAAAACAAGUAUUUCAGAUAUUCAGAUUUUUAAGAAGAGCGUACCUCAAGCUAUGGCAGGAGAAAACAUAGGAGUUUUAUUGAGAGGUAUUAAGUAUCAAAAUAUAUGCCGCGGAAUGAUGCUCUGCCAGAAAAAUUCUCUCGUCUCCAGUAAUCAUUUUGAAGCACAGCUAUAUCUCUUAGAUACAUCUGAGGGUGGAAGACAUCGGCCGCUUCCGGCCAACGGACACUGUACACCUAUUUAUAGUGCAACGUGGACAGUGCAAUGCAGAUUUGAUUUGAAAUUAGAUGGUAAUACUAAGAUGUUGAUGCCAGGCGAACAAUGUGCAACCAAUUUGACUCUUGUGAAACGAAUGCCGAUUAUAGAGGGACAGUCUUUCACCAUUCGUGAAAACAGGAGUACAGUGGCUACUGGAAUUAUAACAAAAGCACUGAAAUCAAUUCAGAUUGACAAAAGAAAAUUAAAUCUUAUUGUUGUACCUGGUAUAAAACAGAUGAAAGAAUAAAAGUUGAAGAUAUAAUCUUUUUUUCCUGUUGUCUCCAAGAUCUUCAAUUUUAUUUUCAUUUUAUUGAUGCGGCUUUCGAAUUAUUUGAUUGUAUAUACAAUGACUGAAAUACAAUAAAAUAACAUUUUAACAAAAUGAGGUGAUACACCUUUAUUAAAGAUAAACGCGUGUUAUAUCCACAUUAUGUUUAUCGUCAUGACUAUCGAGUUUUUCUUCAUUUAAAUUUCACUUAUUACUCAAAUCACGUUUUGCUUAUGUUUAUCUGAAAAUGUCGGGAAACUGCUGAGAAUGUUUUCUUGACUAACAAACGCAUAUAAUUGAUGAUUCCUGUCAACAUGGAUACUGAAGUCGACCUAUGGCGGGCUCAGCAUUGCAUCUUUCCUUGUCUUUUCUUCCGUAUAACAGCUAUCUAUUAGACACAAUUUUGAGUAGAACAUAGUAGAUUUACGCGUUGAACGAAGCAAGAAAAUCAGUGACAAUUUUCUUGAGCUUAGCAUCAGAUGCUUCGCUGAUGACAUUUUCCUUGGCAAUGGUAGCGGUGAGAUCCU
Molecule: messenger RNA, 2119 nt
Organism: Diachasma alloeum
Lineage: Eukaryota; Metazoa; Arthropoda; Insecta; Hymenoptera; Braconidae
Product: elongation factor Tu
Exons: 5
Coding region: 213-1571 (452 amino acids)
Biological process (GO): mitochondrial translational elongation
Cellular component (GO): mitochondrion
Molecular function (GO): translation elongation factor activity; GTP binding; GTPase activity
Source: RefSeq, a predicted model, not a curated record